Pyrgilauda ruficollis (rufous-necked snowfinch) is the source of this 2865-nucleotide messenger RNA. RefSeq names its product glucose-6-phosphatase catalytic subunit 3 (gene G6PC3). The transcript has 7 exons. The record is from RefSeq and is a predicted model, not a curated record. Gene Ontology annotation, molecular function: glucose-6-phosphatase activity. Lineage: Eukaryota; Metazoa; Chordata; Aves; Passeriformes; Passeridae. Gene Ontology annotation, biological process: glucose 6-phosphate metabolic process; gluconeogenesis. The coding region runs from base 63 to 1118 and encodes 351 amino acids. Gene Ontology annotation, cellular component: membrane.
GGGAAGUGUAGGCGGAAGAGGGCGCUGAGAGCGGCGGGAGGGAGUUUUGAGGGGUCCCCGGGAUGGAGCCCCCCCCUCAGCCCAGUGCCAUGGAUGCCCUGCACGAGGCCGGGAUCCACGCCGCCGUGGCCCUGCAGGCUGGGCCCCCCUGGCUGGAGCAGAUCUGGCUCUUCCUGAGCUCCCAGCUGGAUCCCAACUCCAUCUACACCGUCUGCUUCCCGCUGGCCCGCGGCCUGGACGAGCACGUGUCCCUCAUGGUCCUCUGGAUCGCCCUGGUGGCCGAGUGGCUCAACGUGGUGCUCAAGUGGUUCCUGUUCGGGGAGCGCCCGUACUGGUGGAUCCACGAGUCGGGGCUGUCCGAGCGGGAGCAGCUCCCGCUGCGCCAGUUCCCGAUCACCUGCGAGACCGGACCAGGGAGCCCCUCGGGCCACUGCAUGAUCCUGGGGGCGGCCCUGUGGCCGAUUGUCACCGCCCUGAGCAAGGCGCUGUCCAGGUACACCCGGAGCCGGCUGCUGAGGCUGAUCCCGUUCCUGCUCUACAUCCUGCUGCUGGUGGCCAUGGGGCUCUCCCGGGUCUUCGUCCUGGCCCACUUCCCCCAUCAGGUGAUCACCGGCUCCCUGGCAGGGAUGGCUCUGGGCUGGGGGCUGCAGCGCCGGCCCCCCAAUUUCCUCAAGGUCCGCUUCUUCCUGCUGACGGCGCUGGGGCUGCUCCUGAGCGCGCUGGCCCUGCACGGGCUGGCCACGGCCGCGGGCCUGGACCUGGACUGGUCCCUCCGCCGGGCCAGCUCCCGGUGCUCUGAUCCAACCUGGCUGCGACCGGAGACGCGACCCUGGGCCUCGCUGUGCCGGGUGAGCGGCAGCGCCCUGGGGCUGGCCCUGGCCGCCAGGCACCCCCCGAGCCGCCGGGCCGCCGAGGAGCCGCCGGGGCUGGAGCCGCCCCUGGGCAGCGCCACGCUGGGGCUGCUGGCCCUGGACGUGCUGCACAAGCUGCCCAAGAGCGACGGCACGGCCCUGUGGUACCUGAACGUGGGUGCCCGCUACGCCCUGGGGCCCGUGCUGGUGGGCUCCCUCCUGCCCCAGCUCAUCCUCACCCUCCGGAGGCUCCGGGCAACCCCCUAGACCCCCCCCCAGAAUGGUGGGGAGUGAGGGGGAUCUGCUGUCGGUUCGUCUCCACCUGUGCAGGGACCCCCAAAUUGAGUAGGGGGUGUCUGCUCUGUUGCCAGUUCAUUCUCACACUCCUUUUGUCACAGGGACCCACAAACUGAGUAAGGGGUCCCUGCUCCUGUCCUGGUUCAUCCUCACCCUCCCUUUCCCCAGGACCCCCAAAUUGAGUGGGGGUUUCUGCUCUAUUCCCAGUUCAUCCUCACCCUCCCUUUCCCCAGGGACCCCCAAAUUAAGUGGGGGGGUUUCUGCUCUGUUUCCAGUUCACUCUCAGCCUCCCUUUCCCCAGGACCCCCAAAUUGAGUGGGGUGGGGGAUUUCUGCUCUAUUCCCAGUUCAUCUUCACCCUCCCUUUCCCAGGGACCCCCAAAUUGAGUGGGGGGUUUCUGCUCUAUUCCCAGUUCACUCUCACCCUCCCUUUCCCCUGGACCCCCAAAUUGAGUGGGGGGUUUCUGUUGUUCCCGGUUCACUCUCCCUCCUUCCCCCCAAACCGAGCAGUUGUCCCGGUUCCUGCUCACCCUCAGCUGCCCCAGGGACCCCUCCUCACCCCGGGUAGGGGGUCUGUGCCCCCCGGGGCAGAGCCGGGGGUGCCCCGUGCCCAGCGGGUCUGGGAGCACAGCCCAGGGACAGCCGGGGACACUGAGCUGCCACCGCUGUCCCCAGCUGUCCCAUCCCCCGACCCGCCGGGACCCCCCCGACCCGCCAGGACCCCCCCUCACCCCGGUUUGGAACCAAAUAAAGCUCCAGAACCGAGCCGGGCCCCGAGUGCUGGGGGUGGGGGGGACACACGACACACGGGCAGGGGGAGGGGACAGCGGGGACAGAGCCCCCCGAGCCCGGGGGUGACAAAGGGGACCCGCCCCGCUCCCUCCCUGCGCCUCUUGCGGUGCCUGGGGAAACUGAGGCACGUGGGGACACAGGGCAGGAAAAGGGACACGGGGCCAGGAAAAGGGACACGGGGCCAGGAAAAGGGACACGGGGACACCCCCAGCACCCCCAAAGGCAGCGGGCCCGGCGGGUAUUGCCAGAAACAGUUUAUUUAUACAAGGACGAACAUCGGUGACAUCUUACAAAAUACCGAACCGAGACCCAGAGCGAGCGUGAGCGGGGACGGACGGGGGACACGGGGGACACACGGGGGGGGGACACCAGCCCAAAGCAAGCCGGGGGGGGGCUGGGGGCAGAGACCCUCCUCCCCUCCCCAAAUCCCUCUCCUGGGAUGGGGAGGGGGAUCCCAUUCCCCAGCCUUGGGGACACGCACGGUCCCCCCUCCUCACCCAGGAGAGGUGACAAGGACAACCUCAUCCCUCUGUCCUAAUUUGGGACCACCCCAAAUUCCCCCCCCCCGGAAUAAUUUAACCCACGAUGUGCUGUCCCUGUCCCCCCCCCCUCCUCCCCCCCCAAUUAAAAAAAUACUAUUAAAUAAUCCAUCUGUAAUAAAAUUAUAUCCAUUUUUCUGGGGGGGGGUUGGGUGGUUUUCUCUCUUUUAAAGCUAAAAUCGCUCUGAGGCCCCUCCGGCUGGUGACAAAACAGGAAAAUAAAGUGGUUUUUCCUCUAUUUUUUUUCUUCUUUUCUUCUUUUUCCCUCUCCUAUAAGGAUAAAUUUGAUCCCAACAAAGGCGCCGGGGUGACAAAGUGACAGGGGGGUGGGGGACAGGGCUCGUCCCUUUGUCUCACGUCCCCGUCCAAAACGGGGAGGCCGAAGGG